AUUUACUCUUCGCACACAUACGUUGUUAUACCGCAAGGGAUCUCAUUUAAUUGGACUUGGUCUGCCGCUCGGGAAGUACACACCUGCACCUUACCACGGAAAUUGCUGUUACAGCUAAAGCAGAACAAAAGUCAGUAGGAUUGAUAUUGGAAGCAGCCGUAUGCUGCAAGAAAUGUGGAAACGCGUGCGAUUCCUGCUUUUGGUAGCAGCUUUAAUCAUCAACAUUCAGAUUGCACAAACACAGCUUAAACUUGGUAUUGCUAUUAAUAUUUUCGAACGCUACGGUUAUUUAAGUACAAGUAUGAGAGUUGUACCAAGAAAUGAUUCAGCUCCAUGGAUUUUUCGUGAACCAUCUAUAGAUAUUGUUCAUGAUAUAAAACCAGAAUCACCACUUGAAGAAAAUAAAUCAGCAGUAUUCGAUGGUGAUUUUCAUAUGGAAUUUUGUGAUAAUUUGAGACAAUUGCUACAAGCUUACUUUCGUGAUUUUGCAUUUGAAAGAUUUGACAGACCUUGGAGAGCUUUUACAGGAGGCUGGUCAAGUGGAACAAUUGCCAGGCACCUUGGUAUCAAUAAGUCUUUUGUAACUGGGCAAUAUUGUUAUGUCCUUAUUAGGGUCUCUCGAUUUCGAGAAAAUCAAAAAAUGCCUGAAACAUCAGACACUUCCAUUUUUGAUAAUCUUAUUAUCAAUGAAGCGGAUAAUGUGACAAUUGGUGAUGAAGCUAGUGUGGUGCAAUUCAUCAAACGAUUUGGAUCACAUUACGUAGCUUCCUUUAUCACUGGAAACUCACUAUACCAGGUGUUCGUUUACACACCUGCGGUAUAUCAACGUAUCAAAAAUCGUCUUAAAAGUCGUGGAGUUGCUGAUUUAUCAGGUCUUGAACUAAGUAAUUAUUUCUCACCCUGGUACUCUGAUCAUGUAGGUUUCAUUAAAUCUGCUAGUGGUAACAGUACAGCUGAGAGCUGGGCUACAAACAAUUUACGUGUUCAAUAUUAUUUUUUUACUUAUCCUUCUUUGCUCAAACUUCAUGGCGAUACUGAAUUAUUAUAUAAGCUUAAUAGCUUACUUGAAAAUGAAGCAAUACUUCAACUUCAACUUCGCACACUUGCACCUCUUUUUAUGGAUCCAUCAAGACGAGAUUGGUUUUUAGAAGUCAUUGAUAAUUAUAUUAAAUUAUGGGAAGUUAAUUUGUAAUAUAAAUCUGUGAUAAUGUUGACUGAUUUUUUGAGUCUAUACGAUGAAACAUUUUCUUGAUUAUAAUAUUCUACUUUGUUUUUAUCAUAAAAAAAUUUUUAGAGAAAAAUUAUUCAAGAAUAUUGAUUGACGUGAACAGGUAAAUAACUAGAUGUACAAGAUAUGUACGGACAUUUUAUAAUCUUAUAGUCCUUAAUCCUACAUACAUUCACUCGAACCUACGGGUUUUUCAUGAUGGCUCUACUGUAAUCAUUGUUAUUAUUACGAAUAAGUAUUUAUUAUGUAAUUAUUAGUCGCAAUAAUUUUAUAAGGAUAUUUUUAAUAUACAUUGAAAUCACUACUUUUUAUAUUAAAACUUCUUAAAGGUAUAGAUUAUAUCUUAAUAAAAUUUUCGAUAUGAAUUAUUUAAUUAUAAAAAAAUAAAAUAAAAUAUAUAAACAUAAAUGAUGUUUUAAUGAUAUCUUACAAAGAUUGGCAGUAUAUUUAGCAAUGAUUGAUUACAAAACGAAUAAAGUGAUAAAAUUUCCGUUUUAAACUAUAAAGAAAGUAAAUUAUGUCACAUAAAAUAAGUAUAAGCUUUUAUAAUGUUAAUAAAACAUCAUCAACUAGUCAUAUCUACAUGAUAGAAAAUUUGUUUAUGUUAAUAGCCUUGUAUUAUUCUUCAAGAUUUCCCGGAUACAAAUAAAUACUAUUUAAUCAAUCAGGCUUUUGAUAUUCUAAGAAUUAUGUUAACUAACAUCACAAUAAAAAUUAAUUACAAUAC
Molecule: messenger RNA, 1955 nt
Organism: Chelonus insularis
Lineage: Eukaryota; Metazoa; Arthropoda; Insecta; Hymenoptera; Braconidae
Gene: tsl
Product: torso-like
Source: RefSeq, a predicted model, not a curated record